AUGGCCACCCAGAAGGAAACCACCGCACCACACGAGACAGAUAUCCAACGCUGCGAGAGCUCAGAAAAUGCUUCGGAAAAGGGACUCGACUUUGGCCACGGCCCUCUCGCUCACGUGCGAACCAACCUGUCCGCAAAUCUUCCAGCUUUCGGGGGCGAGAUGCAGCCCUGUCUCUAUCGAUCUGUCUCGCAACGGAAAUUUGCCAAUCCAGAUCCACUCGGAUUGUCAGCCUUCGCAUUGACAACUUUUGUCCUCAGUUUGAUUAAUUUGGAGGUCCGCAACCUCGGCGUGCCCAGAAUCAUAAUUUCUCUGGCGUUCAGUUAUGGCGGCCUUGUUCAAUUGCUCGCAGGGAUGUGGGAAAUGGCCAUUGGCAACACGUUCGGAGCCACCGCACUUUCUUCAUACGGUAGCUUCUGGAUCGCCUUCGCCAUCAUCCUCACUCCGGGCGGGUUUCAGAUCGAGGCGACUAUCGAGGAAGCGGCCGGCCCAGACGCCUGGCUGAACUCGAUUGGAUUCUUCCUUAUGGGCUGGUUUAUUUUCACCACAAUCCUGUUGAUCUGCACUCUGAAGUCCACCGUGGCGUUCUGCGCUAACGGCGCUCCUCACAAAGGCCUGAUGCACGCUGGCGGUGGCUUUGGUAUCAUCACGGCUUUCUUGGCAUGGUACAACGCGUUUGCCGGUAUCGCGGACACAUCCAACAGCUUCUUCAUUGUCCCGGUGGGGCAUUUUCCGUGGUCAGAGAAAGGGAGGAGUACGAGACUCGGUGAUGGAAAUAACGAUGCUGUCUAG
Fonsecaea multimorphosa CBS 102226 is the source of this 789-nucleotide messenger RNA. RefSeq lists its product as uncharacterized. The record is from RefSeq and is a predicted model, not a curated record. The transcript is spliced from 5 exons. Gene Ontology annotation, cellular component: plasma membrane. NCBI's taxonomy places the organism in Eukaryota, Fungi, Ascomycota, Eurotiomycetes, Chaetothyriales, Herpotrichiellaceae. Gene Ontology annotation, molecular function: acetate transmembrane transporter activity. Bases 1 to 789 code for a protein of 262 amino acids.